CAAUUAUAAAUAUAAAAGAUAAAAGAAAAAAUUCUGGCUAUAUUACAGCUUUUGAUAAAUUUAGGAAGAUCACAAAUUUUGCAAAUGAAGAUAAAAAGAAAUAUCAAUUAUUAGAUAACGCACUUGAAGAAGUCUAUUUAAAAUUAACAAACAAGGAGAGAAAUGAGAAAGAUGAUAAUGAUAAUGUGAUCAAAAAUCCAUUGAAAGUAAAAACUAAAGGAC
Entrophospora candida is the source of this 222-nucleotide messenger RNA. NCBI's taxonomy places the organism in Eukaryota, Fungi, Glomeromycota, Glomeromycetes, Entrophosporales, Entrophosporaceae. The record is from the annotation of a GenBank genome assembly.